Molecule: messenger RNA, 4839 nt
Organism: Pogoniulus pusillus (Red-fronted tinkerbird)
Lineage: Eukaryota; Metazoa; Chordata; Aves; Piciformes; Lybiidae
Gene: SYT4
Product: synaptotagmin 4
Exons: 5
Coding region: 428-1732 (434 amino acids)
Biological process (GO): regulation of dopamine secretion; vesicle fusion; regulation of calcium ion-dependent exocytosis
Cellular component (GO): synapse; exocytic vesicle; axon
Molecular function (GO): calcium-dependent phospholipid binding; clathrin binding; SNARE binding
Source: RefSeq, a predicted model, not a curated record
GUCUUCAGUCUCAGAGCAGAGCCAAAACAGGAAAGAGGUUGCAAACCGCUGUGCAAAGGGGAGGAUCAAACCUUCCCCUCCCCCACCUCCUCCAGUCCUCUCUCAGCCUCCUCCAUCACCUUCCCAGCACUCGUGUCUACAGGUUUAGAUUUUGAUUGUUCUGUUUUGUUUUGUUUUCAUUUUCUUCGUUAAAGAACAUAAAAGAACGGGGGGUGUGUGUGUGGGGAAAUCUAAACAAACCAAACCUGUUUUGGAAAAGACGUUUACUCCGCCGCUGUGAGAGCAGAGAGCCGGGGGAAAGAAGAGCAAGACGCCUGACACCCGAGGAGGAAGCUUCGGCACCCCGGACAGCACCUCCAGUACCGCCGACAGAGGAUCCAUCACUGCCGGGAGCGUCUCGGGCGUCACCACCGCGAACGCCCCCAACAUGGCUCCGAUCGCGGACAGCCGGCAGCAAUUCGGUAAAGCAGCAAGAGAGGAGAGGUUUGAUGAAAUUCCUGCAGUGGUUGGGAUCUUUAGUGCAUUUGGCCUUGUUUUCUCUGUCUCCCUUUUUGCUUGGAUUUGCUGCCAACGUAAAUCUUCCAAAUCCAGUAAGACCCCUCCAUAUAAGUUUGUCCAUGUUCUGAAAGGGGUUGAUAUAUAUCCUGAGAAUCUCAACAGUAAAAAGAAAUUUGGAGCAGAUGAUAAAAAUGAAGAAAAGAACAAAUCAACGAUGCCGAAGAAUUCUCUCCAUAUUUACCUGGAGAAGAGAGAUUUAAAUGGCAACUUCCCCAAAAUGACCCCUAAAAUUCAGAGCUCUUCAGAGCUUGAAAAUUUGUCUCCUAAGCAUUUUGCAGAAAGGAAAAAAGAUUCAAUAUCUCCUGAUAGUUUAAAGUCCACCAUGUCCCUGUCAUCUGAAGAUAAACAAGACAAGCUAGGAACUCUCUUUAUCUCCUUAGAGUACAAUUUUGAGAAAAAGGCAUUUGUAGUGAACAUCAAAGAAGCACGUGGCCUGCCAGCAAUGGAUGACCAAUCAAUGACUUCUGAUCCAUACAUCAAAAUGACAAUCCUACCUGAGAAAAAACACAAGGUGAAAACCAGAGUGUUGAGAAAAACCUUAGAUCCAGCUUUCGAUGAGACCUUCACAUUUUAUGGGAUCCCAUAUAGCCAAAUUCAAGACUUGACACUUCACUUUAUUAUCUUGAGCUUUGACAGGUUUUCCAGAGAUGAUGUUAUUGGAGAAGUCCUCAUCCCCCUUGCAGAAAUUGAACUGUCAGAAGGAAGGCUGAUAAUGGACAGAGAGAUCAUCAAAAGAAAUGUUAGGAAAUCAUCUGGACGUGGAGAAUUACUGAUCUCUCUCUGUUAUCAGUCUACAACAAGCACACUCACUGUGGUUGUUUUAAAAGCGAGACAUCUACCUAAAUCUGAUGUAUCCGGAUUGUCAGACCCUUAUGUCAAAGUGAAUCUGUAUCAUGCUAAGAAGAGGAUUUCUAAAAAGAAAACCCAUGUGAAGAAAUGCACUCCCAAUGCAGUAUUCAAUGAAUUGUUUGUGUUCGAUAUUCCUUGUGAGAGCCUUGAUGAUAUCAGCAUUGAAUUUUUGGUCUUAGAUUCAGAUAGAGGAUCAAGGAAUGAGGUCAUUGGCCAGUUAACCUUGGGAUCUUCAGCAGAAGGCACAGGUGGAGAGCACUGGAAAGAAAUUUGUGAAUACCCAAGGAGACAAAUUGCCAAAUGGCAUAUGUUGUGUGAUGGUUAGCAUGGGGGUUGGAACUUGAAAAACUAUAUACAUUUCCAUAAGCAAGGAGCAGCUUUCUUUCUUUGAUGUGCAUAGUCAAAGGCUUUUUCUUGGGGGAGAGAGCAGGAGGAAUAAAAAUUGGAUUGAAUUAUCAGAACAGAAGGUAAUUACAUUUUCACAGUAAACAAAAUAAUUUCUGUUUCAUUAGACUUUAAAAUAAUUGGAUCAGAUUCAUAUUCUUCUGGAGUUUAAAGUCUGAAACUCCUGAAGUGCUAUGAAUUUCAGUAAGAACAGAAUAUGCUUUAUAAAAAAGUCACUGGGAAUCUUAUUACUACUAUUACACAGAAAAAGUUAACCUCCUGUGGCUUCCAGAAGAAGGCUGUGAGUCUGUAAAAGUCAUUGGGAAGGACCAUGAAUAAGAGAGGAAUUCCUUCUGCUCCUCCAUCUAAAACCUUCUUUUAUCAAAAUUCAAUCUUAAUCAGUAUGUUUUGAUUAGUCAUACUUUGAUCAUCCCAAAGACUAAAGAAAUUUUCAGCAAUUUGCUUUACAUGUCAUGUCAUAUGCAACUAAUUGUUUUUUUUUCUGUGUGUGUGAAAAUACUGUAUAAUUAUUUACACUUGGAUUCUUGUUGGGGAUGUCCCUGCUUACUGCAGGGGAGGUUGGAAUAGAUGACCUCCAGAGGUCCUUUCCAACCUACUGCAUUUUACUAUUCUAUGUUUUGUUACAGUGACCAAAAUAGAUAUUUUUUACAAAUUCUUGAUCAAGUUAACACAUUAUUUUGUUAAAAGGGCUCCUUUACGGGUGACUGUAUAUGUUAUAUAACUAGAAUUCGGGAUUAGAUACAGCUUGCAAUUUUUUCCUCUAGCAAGGAUUACACAUUAACUACUUCAAGCCAUGGGAAAAUGUUUCUGUUUAAAUAAAGUAGCCUGUAGGAUAUUACAGUCAUUGACCUUUCACCAAUUAUAUUUUAAGCUUUUCAAGAAUACUUAAAAGUUGUUUCUUCUUUUGUUUAAUUAAAGAAUAAAUGAAAUAGUGAGACAGAGAACAAAAUCUUAUUCUGUUAUUUAACCUCACGAAUGCCAUUACAGUCAGUAAAAUUACUCCUAACAUACAAACUUCAAUUUAUUUUUAAACUUUUGCAGGACAGGAAACUGUGGUCACACUAUAAUUUAAGCAAUAUGGUAUUAGAGAAACUAUUUCAAAAGCUCAUUUCACUAAAAUAUAAACUAAUGUACAUUACUGACUGUACUGAAAUUUUGAAUAUUAAGAGAAAAUAUCCUGAUUUCAUGUUAGUGUGACAUAUGCAUGUUUAAAUUUAAAUUGUUCUGGGCUGAAGAAGUAUCUAGUUUAACAUAACCUUGAAAAUAAAGCAUUUAUACCUGUGAAAUCUACUCUUUGUCAAGCAAGACAGAUUUUUAGAUUGUUACAACUAUAGCACAACUGUAAGCAAAUUAAGGAAUAUGAUGGUGUUAAUUGUUGACAUAAGAAGGACUUAAAAAAUAGAAAGCUGUUUUCAGUAUUUUUGCAUAUAUCACGUUGUCACAUGUAAUCCCACUGAAGUCAGUGAGGCUGGAAAUUGAGGUAUUGAUCAACAUGAGAAAAGGUAACAGAAUGGGCAUGCAAGGUUAAAACACACAUUGGAUGUCAAAUUGCUUCAUUAAAUAACAGAUUCAUGUCCUGUUCAAAACUUGGAGAUUUCUUGUCAACUCUACCUGUUCUCAUAUGGCCAAGUCAUGUCUGCAGUAAGGGACAAUGAAACAUGAAAUAUGCAAGUAGACAAAUAGUAUUGGAAGAAUUUCACUGAGGUUCUUCCAGGUUUUGUGUCAGUAUUUUCUCCAGUUUUUGAGAAUGUGUUUGAUGUAUGUUCAUAAAUUUCUGUAAAAAAGCAUUUUCAAAAUAACAUAAACAUGCUUUUUAUGGUAAUGCUUAAUGUAAAAAAAGUACCUACAUAUUAUAUGCAUAAAAGAAAGGAAACUUUUUUUGCUUAUUUCUUUAGAAAACUGAUUAACUGCUUAAGGGCUAGAGUUUACCAGCCACAUUCAAGCAGAGAUAAUCCAAAGCCACUAAUCAAAAGUAAAAUACCCACAGGCUUCAGUGUGGUUUGAAAUGCAAUCACAGAGCAAAACUCUUCUUGUGAGUCAACCCAGCAAUGUUAAUGGGACCAUGGAUAGGGGAUAUAUAUAUGAUCCAAUGGAGACCAGAAGAGUUUAAUUCAGUACCACAUAACCAAAGCUGUUGCAAUUUCAAGCAAGGGAAAAGCAAGCAAACAAACAAAUAAACAAAUUAUGCUGAAAGUGAUUGCAUGACAAAAAGCGGGAUAGGUUGUAAUUAAAACAAAUGGAAAUUUUGUACAUUAGCCCAUAAGUAGUACAUUAUCUCUAAAAAUCAGAUGACGGGACUCAUGAAUCUCAAAUGGACAUGUAUUCUGACAUCAGGAGAAAAAAGUCCACCUUUUUGAAGUAAUGAUAGAUACAUUUAAUUUUACUUCAAAUAAGUUGACACCAAUUUUCUUUUCAAAUUUCAAUAGCAGCUUGGGGGUUAAUAUUUCUACCAGAUAAAUGGUAGCUCUUGGUGGGGGUAGAGUGUAGGGAGAGGGAAGUAAAGACACAUUUAUUAAAUACAUAAUAAUAAUAAUGAUAAUAAUAAAUAAUAAACAACAACCAAACAAACCAAAAAACCUUUAAAUAUAAUUUUGGGUUUCAUUUUUAAGUAAUGUUUAGCUUGGAAAAUUGAGUAAAGAUGAUUUGUGAUACAUCUGUAGACCAGACAAGGCAGGAGCAAGUGUAGACCUGUACUGAGUUGAGAAAUUCUACUGCUUUAUAAAGUAUUCAAUUCUCAUUGUGAAUAUCUUGAAUUCUGUUAAGGAUACUGUACUGUAUUGAACAUGUAAAAACUGGUGUUUGUCUAAGUAGCUUACAAAAAUAAUAUCUCCUUAAGUGGGAGACUAUUCAUGUCUGGAGAUCUGUUGUAACUAAAUUUGCUAUGGUGUUGUAACUUAAUAGAAACUGCUUGAGAGGAAGCAUGGUGUAUGAAAUUUUUGUAAGUUAUUUGUGCUGGUUCUGUAUGUUGUGCCAUGUGUGUAACACGAGAAUAAACUAAUGCUUUUUUUUCAUUCCAUCCUCGAACAA